Messenger RNA from Daphnia carinata, 3112 nucleotides. RefSeq names its product mucin-2-like. Gene Ontology annotation, molecular function: chitin binding. Lineage: Eukaryota; Metazoa; Arthropoda; Branchiopoda; Diplostraca; Daphniidae. Gene Ontology annotation, cellular component: extracellular region. The transcript is spliced from 5 exons. The record is from RefSeq and is a predicted model, not a curated record. The coding region runs from base 20 to 3112 and encodes 1030 amino acids.
CUCCACGUCCAUCCAUACGAUGGCAGCAAAACAGCUUCAAACGUUCGUCCAGAAAUCUACAAAAAAUAAAACACUGACGCUGGUAGUAUGUUGCAUUAUCGCCCUAUCGACGCUCCCUGUUUUGGAUUGCUCGCUUGUUUCAACUAAUUCCGAUGGCGAGCAGGUUUUACAACGGGCUGUCCCACACACCACCCCGCAACCGCCAAUUAUGAAACCCAUGAUCGAUAUGAGAGGCUUCCCCGAUACCCAGGGACAUUGCCCUCACGCCGGUUUUUUUCGAAAUACAACAGAUUGCGCCCAGUUUUACAGGUGUGUUGAUUUUAACCGAAAUGGAAAACAUACCUUCUUCCGCUUCAUGUGCGGACCAGGGACACUUUUCGAACCCAAAUACUCCCUUUGCUUAGGGCCGAGGAUGUUAGUGACGCCGUGUUCACCGCCUCCGCCGCCGCCUACGACUACGCCGCCACCUACGCCACCACCGACGCCACCUACGCCACCACCGACGCCACCUACGCCGACUACGCCUACGCCGCCACCGACGCCACCUACGCCGACUACGCCGACUACGCCGCCACCUACGCCGCCGACGCCACCUACGCCUACGACUACACCUACACCGCCGACACCUACACCGCCGACACCUACACCGCCGACACCUACACCGCCGACACCUACACCGCCGACACCUACACCGCCGACACCUACACCGCCGACACCUACACCGCCGACACCUACACCGCCGACACCUACACCGCCGACACCUACACCGCCGACACCUACACCGUCGACACCUACACCGUCGACACCUACACCUACGGUCCCUAUUCUGUCUCCAGUACCUAUCCAAAUAUCCACGGAGAACUGCGCCGGAAUUUUGGCAGUACAGGAUGUGGACACAUAUAAAUUUGCGAAACUAGAAAAGGUAUCCAUACCUCCGAACAGUAUCUCCGGAAUAAAAACUUGUGGCGGGAACUCCAACAUCAACAUUACAGAAGACGAUAAGAUAACAACCUACCCCCAAUUUCCAUCUGGGGCAAUCCUACUAAUAAGUACAAAACAAGGUGUUGGAGAGGUUACUGACAUCGAAAACAGCAUAUUCAUCACAAACACAACCAAAAUAACCCUCCCACCAUCUACAACGUACGAAAGAAUCGAUUUAGACACUCGAGGUAAAAUCGUAAACCGGAAAUUCCUGAUGACGACCACUUUGGAGAGCACCGUAGAAAUCAGGAGUGAAAUGAGCAUUUACGGACAAGUAACCCUCGCAGAUAAUAGAGUAACUACAAUUGGAGGAUGGCGAUUUACAAAGGCAUACAUGAUAAAAAAUUACUCGCCAACGAUUUUGGCAUCGUUUGCGAUCCUUUCGAACGUUACGACUUUGGAUACGGUCGUCUACACUACAUCAAAGGCUUUCACUAACAGCCAGCAGUACAUUGUUGGAAUUGUUACGGUAGGCGAACCGACUGAUAACAUUCAAUCAAACGGCCCUCUACCCUACGCCUUCUCCGUUUCAAGUCAAGAUCGUUUGGCAAUCAUCCCUAACGCAGGUUUAGGAAACAUCACACUGGUUGAAACUUCUUCAACUAGUCGAACUGAAAUUUCGUUGUCGCCUGAAACUUUGUUGGUUAUCCAACCCCCUGCUGGUUCAAGCGGAAGUGUCACGAAUCUCGUGCAGCCAAUCUAUACCUCUAACGAGACAACUAUCACGUUCCCAGCUGGAAGCAUCGUUUCAACAUUUAAAAUUCGCACGGAUGGAAAAAUGGAAGAAAUUUCGAGCGUUCCGAUAACAUCGCAUUUUAGUGUCUUCAUCGCAGCACGAAGCAUUGCUGGAAUCAUCCAGACUUCGAGUGAUGACGUUAUAACACAAAUUGGCUCGAAAUUUUUUUCUGUCCGAGGUGUAAGAGGGUCUUCAAGUGAAACUUACGUUGGGGUAAUCAAUGUAAAUUCACACAGGAAGCAAUUUGAAUCGAUAUCCGGAAUUCUUCGGAUAGGAGAUCCAUCUUUUUUGAACUACCAACAGUCUUUAACCACUUUGAAAAACAUUGACAUCCCUGCAGGUUCAACUAGCGCUAUUCUUGUUUCGGGUGAGAUCAUCGUCAUAGAAGAAGAUGGUUCUUCCAGCAAGCAGACCAGCCUAUCAAUCCCCUCCGGAGGAAUUUUGAGAAUCGUCACGGCGGCCGAGGGUGCCACAAUCACCGGAAUCUCAAACGAUUACUUUACCACCAAUUCCACUCAACUCACUUUCCUAAAGGGAACGCAAUUCGAAAUAUUUUCCAUGAAUCCCGCUGGCGCGAUGUGGUUUGAAAAAUCUAUUUACAUUAACGCUAAAACCACUAUCACGUUUCCAGUUGGAAGUAUUUUCGGAGAACUCAUUCUUUCUAGUCGAGGGAUAGUGACAGGAAUCGGAAAGGCACACGUUUCUACUCGACAUUUGCUUAUUACGGAAUCACCACCCCCCGUUCCCAUCACUGCUCGGCAUGGACAAGGAGUUGUAUCGAUGAGUGAAAAGGGAACUACAUCCACUUUUAGUAUUUUACCUGGCCAGAUGUUUGGGUUCUUCAACGUUCAAAAUGCCAACGUGACAUACGUUAGUGAUGGUCUUUACACGACGGCCGCUACUUUGAUAUCGUUCGGUCCCGGAACGAUAUACGGUGUCGUCAAAAUUGGACUUGAUGGAGCCAUUCUUCCUAUGGAAUUCGGUAGUACAUCAACGGGCGAGUUGUCCAUAACUGUAACAAAAGAGAGUAUAGUUGGAGUGCUUGAUUUAAUAUAUCGAGACGGACGUCCAAUCAUCAAGUCUAUUGGGGGUGCACCUUUCGUGGUUCGAAACUUGAUUUCUACAUCGACUCCAAGUAGUGCCAAUGGUGUAAUUGGACUACUCGGAAUUGACGAUAUUUCGACUUCGACACCGACACCGACACCGACACCGACACCACCACCACCACCCCCAACACCAACAGGAACACCCCCAACACCACCACCAACCCCAACACCAACAGGAACACCCCAACCCCCAACACCACCAACACCAACAGGAACCAACACCACCAACACCAACAGGAACACCCCCAACACCAACACUACCACCACCCUCACCCUCAGACCCAUUUGA